AUGGCGACCUUCUUCGGGGAGGUGGUGGUGGCGCCCUCCCGCGCCGGCGUGGACGACGACGAGGCGGCCGAGGAGACGCUCGAGGACCGCGAGAUCCGCAGGGAGCUCGAGAAGAAAAGGGAGGUCGAGGUGCAGUGGAGCUGGGGAGCGGGGGCGUCGGCGCAGGGCGCUGCGGACGAGCCCGUUUCCUGCUCCAAGCUGGUCGUAGCCGUGGGACAUAACGCCGCAGCUUUCCUGUCGUCUUUUAUCCUGGAUUCUGUUUGCUGGGAAGUUGUUGGAGUUGUGAAAUUGUGGAAUGAAUGGUGUCGAACAUCCAGCACAACAAACGUCCUCCCAACCGAUUCUUUCUGCUUGUUCUAUCGAUUAAUAUCAGACCCAACUGUUUUAUUGUGUCAGUGCAGUUGUUAUGUGGCUGAGGAUCAACAGUUCCAGUGGCUUGAAAAGGUUUUUGGCUGCAUCAGAAAGGAAGGCUUGCAAGUAACCAUUCUUUCAACGUGUCCUGUAGCUGAAUAUAAAACUCAGGAAUCCACUUUAACACUUCCAUCGCCUUUUCUGAAAGCUCUAAAGACAAAAGAAUUCAAAGAACCAGUCUGCUGCCCACUGCUGGAACAGCCGAACAUCGUGCGAGACCUGCCUGCUGCUGUUCUGAGUUAUUGUCAAGUAUGGCAGAUUCCUGCAAUAUUGUAUCAGUGCUACACGGAUGUCAUCAAACUGGACACGGUUACAGUUGAAGCAUUCAAGCCUCUGCUUUCCUCUGGAAUCUUCAAGAGUUUAGUUAAGGAUACCUCUGAGAGCACGAAGAUUUUGAAGAAGUUGCUGACAACGAAUGAAACUCACAGUAAUAUCUAUAUAUAAAAAAGACAUUUAUGACAUAGACUCAAUUUUGUGAACUCCAUUUUCUUCUGCAAAGGAGAUAUUGGAAUUGUAGUUGUUUCCUUAAAAGUGGAAUAAAUUUUAAUAGACUUUAGCAGUUAUUUUUGUUAAUCUUGAACAUAUUUGUAGUGAUCAAUUCAU
Molecule: messenger RNA, 1014 nt
Organism: Nothoprocta perdicaria
Lineage: Eukaryota; Metazoa; Chordata; Aves; Tinamiformes; Tinamidae
Gene: PSMG1
Product: proteasome assembly chaperone 1
Exons: 7
Coding region: 1-855 (284 amino acids)
Biological process (GO): proteasome core complex assembly
Cellular component (GO): endoplasmic reticulum
Molecular function (GO): proteasome binding
Source: RefSeq, a predicted model, not a curated record